AAUAAUAUUGGUGAAACAUUAACAAAUGAUCAACCAGAUGUUGAUGAUGAUGAUGAUAAUGUUGAACAAGAAAUAAUCGAAAACAAUGGUGAUACCAUUAUUGAUGAUCAAACCGUAGAUGAUGACAAUGUCCAAGAUGAAAAAGAAGAAGAAAAAGAGACGAAAAAAUCUCCAUUACAAUCCGAAAAUGAUACCAUUAACGAUGAUAAUGAUAAUAAUCAAGUACAAAAUAAACUAAAUCCUAGUAAUGAUGAUGAUGAUGAUAAAGCAAAAACAGUUAUUGAUCAGCCCAAUGAAUCAAUCUCGAUAAAUGGAACGAUAGAUGAUAAUGAAACCGAUGAAAUACAAAAUAAUCGACACCAGCAACAAGAUGAGAACAAAAACGACGAUGAAGAUGAAUCCAUUGAUUCAAAAGACAAUAUUGAUGAUGAUGACAAAGUAAUGGAAUCUGACAAGCCAGAAAUAAAAGAGGAAGAGCAGAUUGAAGCUAAACAGAAUCAACAUGCUGAUGAUGAUGAAGAAGAAGAAGAAGGUUCACCACAAAUGUUAACAGAUGUUGAUAAUGAAAUGAAAGAUUUAACAGUUCCAAAAAUUGAAAUCAAAGAAGAUGAUAAAGAAACAGAAGAAAAAGAAAAAGAAUUGAAUAAAUCCACAUCAUCAAAAACGAUUGACAUUGGGCAAGAUGAAAUGGCCACAUUAGAUCUAUCAAAAUCAUUACCGAAUGGAUCACAAACAAAAAUACGAACAAAAGAACAACGACAACCAUUAUCAGAAAGUUAUGUAAAUACACCAAUGACUAGAAGUCAGAAACGUGCCCGUUCAAAUAAUAAUACUACAACGACAAAUACAUCGACAUCAAUUGUUGAAGAUUUAUCCAUAUCCGGCAUGAAAAGACAAAAUACAACAACGCUGCCAUAUUCGAAUGGUGAUUCAAAUUCCCUUGACAAUGAUGAGAUUGAUGAUAAUGAUGAUAAAUCAAAUCAUAAUAAUAAUAAUAAUAAUAAUGAUAAUCCGAUAAUGUUGAAAAGAAAAAAACGAAAUAUCAAUUGA
Messenger RNA from Dermatophagoides farinae (American house dust mite), 1050 nucleotides. The record is from RefSeq and is a predicted model, not a curated record. Lineage: Eukaryota; Metazoa; Arthropoda; Arachnida; Sarcoptiformes; Pyroglyphidae.